Messenger RNA from Acipenser ruthenus (sterlet), 3161 nucleotides. RefSeq names its product zinc finger protein 664-like. The record is from RefSeq and is a predicted model, not a curated record. The coding region runs from base 689 to 2077 and encodes 462 amino acids. Lineage: Eukaryota; Metazoa; Chordata; Actinopteri; Acipenseriformes; Acipenseridae. Gene Ontology annotation, cellular component: nucleus. The transcript has 2 exons.
AAAUCAAAAACAGUAUUGUUUCCAAGUAUGAAACAGCAAACCAUGUAUAAUAGAAGGUUACAUUUUUGUAACUAGUUUCUUAAAGUCUUUCAUUUUUUAUUUUCAUGACAAGUUAUAGAGUAAAAAAAAGUUUGGUGUUAUUGCAAAGAAUGAGUAGACCUGUUUAAAAUUUUAAAACACUUGUAAUUUUUCGAUUUUCCUCCUUUUUGAGUUUUGAAUGAAUCAUGUAAAUCGAGCUAAAUCUGUAAAUUUCUUGUAAUUUUUGCAAAAAAUUGAGAAGGGUUCUAGAAUUAUUCUGGUAUUUUAAAGGGUUUUUAUCUCAUUGUAUUCUAGUAGUGUACUGCCCUGUAACACAUGUAAGUCUCUUUGGAUAAAGUCUGCCUAAUAAUAAUAAUAAUAAUAAUAAUAAUAAUAAUAAUAAUAAUAAUAAUAAUAAUAACCAGGCUACGGUAAUGAUCAAUGUCCCACAACAUGGCGUCUUCCAGACUGCUCUCACAAACGCAGUAAUGAUGCGGCCAGUAUGUACAUUAUUUACUAUUAAAAUGUGCAUUGUUUCAAAGAGAUCCCUGUGCUCAGCGUUCCUGCCUAACUCUUUUUCUCUUUUCCUCUUCAUGCUGCCACCCUGCUGUCCUGCUGUCCUCCUUUAACAACAGGACUGCCUUAUCCUGGUGAAAGCAAAGUUAGAAAGAUGGAGUCUGUUUACAUUAAACAGGAGGAGGUUCUGGAAUUGGUACCUGUCUGCAUUAAACAGGAGAUGCCUGAACUGGAGCCUGUCCACAUGAAAGAAGAGACUGAACUAGAGCCUGUCCACAUUAAAGAAGAGACUGAACUGGAGCCUGUCCACAUUAAAGAAGAGACUGAACUGGAGCCUGUCCACAUUAAAGAAGAGACUGAACUGGAGCCUGUCCACAUUAAAGAAGAGACUGAACUGGAGCCUGUCCACAUUAAAGAAGAGACUGAACUGGAGCCUGUCCACAUUAAAGAGGAAGAGACUGAACUGGAGCCUGUCCACAUUAAAGAGGAAGAGACUGAACUGGAGCCUGUCCACAUUAAAGAGGAAGAGACUGAACUGGAGCCUGUCCACUUUAAAGAAGAGACUGAAUUGCAGCCUGUCCACAUUGAACAGUCUGUUGAUUUGUUGUGUAAGGAUUCAGAAAACAUAUCCCGGCCAAAGAUAUCACAUCAUUGUUCUGAAUGUUGGAAGAGCUUCAGUCGAUUAGGAAACCUAAAAACACACCAGCGAAUUCACACUGGAGAGGCGCUGCAUCACUGUCCUAAAUAUGGGGAGAGUUUCAGUCAGUUAGGAAACCUAAAAACACAGCAGCGAAUUCACUCUGGAGAGAAGCCGUAUCACUGUUCUGAAUGUGGGAAGAGCUUCAUUAAGUUAGGAAACCUAAAAAGACACCAGCGAACUCACACUGGAGAGAAGCCAUAUCACUGUUCUGACUGCGGGGAGAGUUUCAGUCAAUUAGGUCACCUAAAAACACACCAGCGAAUUCACACUGGAGAGAAGCCGUAUCACUGUACUGAAUGUUGGAAGAGCUUCAGUCAUUCAGGUCACCUAAAAACACACCAGCGAACUCACACUGGAGAGAAGCCGUAUCACUGUGUUGAAUGUGGGGACAGCUUCAGUCGGUUAGAAAACCUAAAAAGACACCAACGAAUUCAUACUGGAGAGAAGCCAUAUCACUGUACUGAAUGUGGAAAGAACUUUAGUUGCUUAAAAAGCCUACAACUACACCAACGAAUUCACACUGGAGAGAAGCCAUAUUACUGUAAUGAAUGUGGGAAAAGCUUCACUGAAUCAGGACAACUAAAAACACACCAACGAAUUCACACUGGAGAGAAGCCGUAUCACUGUACUGAAUGUGGGGAGAGCUUCACUGAAUCAGGAACCCUAAAAGCACACCAGCGAAUUCACACUGGAGAGAAGCCAUAUCGCUGUACCGAAUGUGGGAAGAGCUUCAGACAGUCAAGCACCCUAAAACGACACCUGCAAAUUCACACUGAAGCCAGCCUCCCUCCCUCCCAGUCCCUCACCUCUCCACCCUACAUGUUUGAGUGUGUGGAGAGCUGACUAAUUCAUUCUCUCUCUCUCUCAUCCUGCAGUAAAUGAAGGGGGUCCCCAGGAGUGAGAGCCAGCCUGAAUCCAGAGACACAGAGAAGGGGAUUGUGUCAAACUGAAGAGACAGAUCCAUUCUUUCAGAGUGAACUGGAGAGCCCUGGGAUUCAGCUCCACUCCUGCCCCUGAAUUGGAAAUGAAUCUCACUCAUCAUGCUGUGAGGAUUUAUGACAGUUUCAGGGUCAUUCUACUUAGAAGGGAGACAUUGGAAAUAUAUGCCAAGCUUUUUCUCUGAACACUAUAUAUGUUUGAUGCAACACAUUAAGCUGCCAGUAUCAUAUAUAAAGCUCUAUAUAUCAUUAAUUUUUUUUGUAUCUUGACUUUUCGUAGUUUUUUUGUGACUUUGUAGACCUAGCCGUGAUGUAUUAAAGUAAUUUUCAUUCCUGGAACUUCGUUUCAUCCUUUCUGUGGUAGUUUAAUUAUGAAUGUUUGUUUCAAACUACGUUUGCAUACAAAUGCUUACCCUUCAUGUAUUAUCAUUUUCUUUCCUGGUUUAAGACUUCGGAUUGUGCCUGUUAUUUUACGCAUGCCUCCCACUGGUGUAGAUUCAACUCGUUGUUCAUAUGUAUGUGAAACUUCCUGUUUAAGAGCUUCAGGGCUUUGAGUUACUUUUAAAAUAAAGCACCUUAAAAUAUAAAAGAAAGCAAAAAAUGUGUUAAUAGUAUGUUAAAUAACAAUGGCAAUAAAAAUAUUUGGUUUUCCUUUUAGAUCUUAAGGUGAUUUAUGAAUGAAGAGAAGCAUGUAAACAGAUCAUUGCAGAGUUCUUUAAUUAAACACAAACGGAAAUCUUUUCUUCUCAGUAAUUAAUGUAGUGCACAGACAACUGAAAUAUGCUAAAAGUAUUUACUUGCGUAGCCUACUGUAUACACUGUACUUUCCUUUUACACAACCAAAAUUAUUAUUAUUAUUAUUAUUAUUUAUUAGCAGACACCCUUAUCCAGGGCGACUUACAAUCGUAAGCAAAUACAUUUCAAGUGUUACAAUACAAGUAAUACAAUAAGAGCAAGAAAUACAAGUACUUUGCUUGAACAAAAGUACA